This is a messenger RNA of Cornus florida, 438 nucleotides long. RefSeq lists its product as uncharacterized. Bases 1 to 438 code for a protein of 145 amino acids. Lineage: Eukaryota; Viridiplantae; Streptophyta; Magnoliopsida; Cornales; Cornaceae. The transcript has a single exon. The record is from RefSeq and is a predicted model, not a curated record.
AUGCAACCCUUCACUGGGUUUAGAUUAUGCCUACUCUGCCAAUCUGCUGAUGAAUCUCAUGACCACAUCUUUUUUUUCUGCACCUUCACCAACCCAAUUUGGAGAUUCCUACAAUCCAAGUGUCGAUUGCAUGUUGUGCCCAAUUCUUGGGUCGACUUCAUCAAUUGGGUUUCUCAUCAAUGGAGAGGGCGGAAUCUGGAAAACUUGAUCAACAAGCUUGUGCUCUCCACCACUGUCAAUCAGAUCUGGAUGGAGCGCAAUGAACGGGCCUUCACAAACCAAAGAAAAUCGCAAAAUAGGGUGUUAAAUCGAUCUAUGGAAUUGGUGAAAUGGAGAUUACUAUCUAUAAGUGUGAAAGACUCACCUUCUGCGAGGAGAAUCGUGCUUGAUUGGGACCUUCCUCAGUCCUUCAUCAAACCACCGCCGGAGCUGGAUUGA